GUCGUCUCGGUGGGCUGACGUUGUUUGCUGUCUUGUUCCUACCUACCUUAGUUUGUUGCACUCCAUCACCACCUAUAUCUCCCCCCACCCCUCUGCCUCUGCCUCAGCACCUCCCACUCACCACAACAGCUCCGAACCUCCCAAAAGAUGUCGACAGCACCAGGCAAGCGCAACAAGCGCUUCAUCCCCCUCGAGGCCAACCCCGAAGUGAUGACCUCCCUCAUCCACAACCUCGGCCUCUCCAAAUCGCUAGCAUUCCACGACGUCUUCUCCAUCGACGACCCCGACCUCCUCGCCUUCAUUCCGCGCCCAGCACACGCUCUCCUCCUCGUCUUUCCCGUCUCGGACACGUACGAGAAAUUCCGCACGACCGAAGACCUCGACAAACCCGAAUACUCCGGCAGAGGCGAAGCCGAAGAUGUCAUCUGGUACAAACAAACCAUCGGCAACGCAUGCGGUCUCAUCGGCUUGCUCCACGGCGUGAGCAACGGUCCAGCACGUACAUAUAUUGAACCCGGAACAGAUUUAGAUGAGCUCGUGAAGAAAGCUGUGACAUUGGAUCCUAGGGCCCGAGCGGAAUUACUAGAGGAUACGGAGGCGUUAGAAACUGCACAUCAAGCUGCAGCUGCAACAGGAGAUUCGGCUGCGCCUUCGGCAGACGAUAGUAUUGAUUUGCACUAUGUGUGUUUCGUCAAGGGGAAAAAUGGUCAUUUGUGGGAAUUGGAUGGGAGACGGAAAGGACCGCUCGAUCGAGGCGAGCUAGGUGUGGAAGAUGAUGUGUUGAGUCCGGCUGCGCUGGAGAAGGGCGUGCGAGCGUUUCUGAAACGUGAGGAAGAGGCUGGUGGUGGAGAGCUGAGGUUUAGUCUGAUUACGUUGGCAGAGGGGUUGGAUUGAGAAAUACGAGGAGGGGAGGGUGGUUUUCCAUAAAACUUUUACAUGCUCGUUGAGAGAGAGGGGGGGUACAGAGACUGUGUUGCUCUACUUACUGUAGGAUGAGCGAUGGGAACUUAUUGAGGAAAGGACUCCAAGCUCGGCAGAGAACGAGACAGAAAAUAUUUCGCCAUGCCAUCGAGCACGAUACCACGACUCACAUUCGUAUACGUCAAAUCAAUCCGAGCUCUCUCUCCGUCCAUUUCGAACGAACGCGGACGAGGAGGGGCAGGACUAUAUACGAAAUUCGAGCUGUGGGCAUGGAAGUGAACAAGAAAGAGGUAAUGAUCAGUUCAUCUGAACUUGGAAGAAAAACUUCAUAGUUUCCGAGUGUAUCAAUCUACUCUAG
Sphaerulina musiva SO2202 is the source of this 1279-nucleotide messenger RNA. Its product is annotated as peptidase C12, ubiquitin carboxyl-terminal hydrolase 1. Gene Ontology annotation, molecular function: cysteine-type deubiquitinase activity. The transcript has a single exon. The record is from RefSeq and is a predicted model, not a curated record. Gene Ontology annotation, biological process: protein deubiquitination; ubiquitin-dependent protein catabolic process. Bases 148 to 894 code for a protein of 248 amino acids. Gene Ontology annotation, cellular component: cytoplasm. NCBI's taxonomy places the organism in Eukaryota, Fungi, Ascomycota, Dothideomycetes, Mycosphaerellales, Mycosphaerellaceae.